GUUACCCAUGCCUAGUUUGUAUACGGAAUUGAAAUUUUUGAUGGUUAUUUCCUAAACUUUCCAAUCUCGUUUAGAACUAAAGUUUAUUCUAAGAUGGAAUAAAGCCGUAUAAAGCAGAAAGUAUUUUGAGUUGUGUAUAGGCACGCAAAGCUAAAAAAAUAUCACAAGAGCAUGAAUGAUCCUCAGCAACCGGUUCGAAACAGGAGUGAGACGGCUGUUGAAAACUCGGCUUCAGGCAGUGAGAUUCACCGUAUAGAAGCGAGUCUUCGCCAAGUUAAAACACAAUCUGCUAAAAUCUCCUACACAAGUAGUCUGAAAACUUCCCGAAAAGAACACACAAAAAAAGAUGCUUCCCAACGUCAACAAUUGGAGGGCAAUUCUACAGAUCCUGAAUUUAAACAAAAUAAUGUAACUGAUCGCACUCGCGGUGUGUUUGGAAAGAAAAAAGAACGUGAAAAGGAAUUCACUGAUCUUAAAUUGUAUUUAAAAGAAAUUGCAAAUAAUAAAAUUGUUGAUAGUUGCAACGAAAAAGAUGCAGAUUCUAAAACACUUUCUACAAAAAGUGCAAAGGUAAGGCGUCCCACAUUUCGUAGAUGUAAAACGGAAAUUCUAGGGACCAAACCUGGAUCACAAACAGAACGCCAUUUAAAAACGGGAAUAUGUGUUAAACCAAGAUCAAAAUCAAGCCAACCAUCAGAAACAAAAUCGCAUGAAUUAUUGACCCCCGGCAGGACGAAACGCAAGUCCUAUAACGUCGAGGCUGCCCGUAAGUUUAUAGAUGAUCGGAGGCUUAGAAGACGCUCACAAGCUGCUUCUUCAAUAAAGUUUAACAAUGAAAAAAACGCAUUUGAAAAAGAGCAAAUUAAAAAACGACUCGAAGAUUUGCAUAAGAACUCAAGAGCAAUCAUUGCUAAAAAUGUUAAAAGAAAGAAACUACCUCUUGGUAACAAAAAUAUAAUCAAAAGUAACCAAAAAUCUGCUACAGAUCCUUGCAGAUCAAAUGAAAAUAAAUGCGAUCGAAUUUUAAUUCACGCAAAUGUUAAAAUGGCAAACGAAUAUAAAGAAACUUCAAAAAACUUUGCUUGUGAUGAUGAUCCAUCAACAAAAGAUAAAACAGUAAACCUUGGAUUCCCACUCAUUUGCUUGAAUAUUCAUUCGCUUUCCGUUUCCGUUCUGCCUUGUAUUUGCCCCGCUGUACUCAUUUUGACUACUAUCACCAUUACAAUUCAUCAGCUGCGCAUAUCUGCCGACGCUCGCCUCAUCGCCACCAUACACUUCGGCGCUGCGUAUGUCGUUAUCAACUAA
This is a messenger RNA of Rhagoletis pomonella (apple maggot), 1305 nucleotides long. RefSeq lists its product as uncharacterized. The coding region runs from base 172 to 1305 and encodes 377 amino acids. The record is from RefSeq and is a predicted model, not a curated record. NCBI's taxonomy places the organism in Eukaryota, Metazoa, Arthropoda, Insecta, Diptera, Tephritidae. The transcript is spliced from 3 exons.